Marasmius oreades (fairy-ring Marasmius) is the source of this 937-nucleotide messenger RNA. RefSeq lists its product as uncharacterized. Gene Ontology annotation, biological process: cell wall biogenesis; (1->6)-beta-D-glucan biosynthetic process. The record is from RefSeq and is a predicted model, not a curated record. The transcript has 6 exons. Bases 173 to 937 code for a protein of 254 amino acids. Lineage: Eukaryota; Fungi; Basidiomycota; Agaricomycetes; Agaricales; Marasmiaceae.
GUUGCGACGAAUAUUUUACGAAUUCCAUCAAGCUUUGACCACCCGCUACAACUUCUUUACAGACGGAAAGAGUUGGCCUUGAAUGUACUCGUUCUCGCCCUUUUGAAUUAACAAGCAAGACCUUCCUUUCCACCGACCACUCUCGUUUACUCAACUGAAAAUUAAUCACGGAAUGCACCUCUCCUUUUUGGCCCUGGCUUUGGCGUUAUUAGUAGCACUGGAAGCUAUUGUAUCCGUACAAGCCUCUUUAUAUGUAAUCAAGCCUCGCCAAGGCGAUACUUGUCACGGCGGCGAGGAAUGUAUUGUAGAAUGGCUCGAUGAUGGUACACGACCUUUGUUGUCGAGUAUCGGUGUGACCACGAUUGGUUUAUACACUGGGACCCAGCAAUUGGUUCAAAACAUUCCCGCUGUCGAUGUGUCUGAAGUCCAAUCUUUCAAGUUCACGCCCACGCCAGAGGCAGGCCCCGAUUCGGAUACCUAUUACAUCGCCUUCUCCUCUACCAUUUUCAAACAAAAUGGAACAUCGUACUUGAGCUUCACACCAUCUUUCAAACUUGACCGGAUGACCGGAUCCUUCUCUGCCCCUCUGGAUUCUGCUACAUCACCUCUAGAGAUACCUUCCUCCCUCACCGCCUCAACUGAGGCUCAAACUUCAUCCUUGUCGACCGUUACUGUCGGUACCCUCUCGACGUCUUUACUACCGCUAGAUACAUCAACUGAGGCGGGAUCAGCAACCACGUCGCGAUUCUCUACUAUGACGAAAUCCCCUGCAACACCGACAUUGCCCUCCCAAUCACAUUCCGCCGGGUCCGGAACUAAUACCACUACAGGUAAUUUGAGACCCAGUCAGUCUUCGAACGGCGCCUUUGCAGACACCCGCCAGCUGGUAUCCUUAUUGGUCACGUUAUCCGUCCUCUCCUUAUGCUUUCUGCUCUGA